CGGGACCGUUGUGACUAAACCAACAGCGUCGUGGCCGUCAGUCAUCACGUUUUGCAGCAAAUCGUUGGGAAACUUGUAGCAUUCUCAUGACCAGCGCUGCCGAUGUCAGCUACGUGUCCGUGGGGCCAAACGGAGGACUAAAGCGAAUGUCGGACAGUAUGGCCCAGAGCAGUGCUGGUGGUGGGCCAUCGGGAGGUGAAUAUCUAGAGUCAAGUGAUGCCAAGAAGGCCAAACCCAAUGAACAACCGUCUUCUGUUCUUCACAUUCGUAACAUCCCUGAGGAUACAACGGAGGUAGAAAUCGUGAUGCUUGGAAUGCCAUUUGGAACGCCCGUGAAUGUCAUGGUGAUGCGUGGAGCUAAGAAACAUCAGGCGUUUCUUGAGAUGGCGGAUGAGAUGCAGGCGACUCGUCUGGUUAAUCAUUAUGCAUCAUCACCAGCUACUGUAAGAGGUCGCUCCGCAUACAUCCAGUUUUCAAAUCACAAGAAACUUACAAUGGACGAUCAUCAGUCAUCAAAAGCCAUUAGUCUCGCUCAAGCGAUGAUCGGAGCUGCUGGUACGUCUCAGGCUGCAGCCACUCCGCCGAUGCAACCGGCUGUUGCAACGAUGGGCAACUUCCCUCUUGGAAUGUCAGUGUUUGGUGCACCAUAUGUAAACCCUAUACAACAAGCAGCAGCAGCAUCAACUGGUGCACCACCAUCUGUAAUGGGUGCCAUUCCAGGCGUAGGUUUGUUGCAGAAUAUAAUGGCUGGAGCUCAAGAGGCUGUGCCUUCUGUUGAUGUGACGAAUGACGAUGGCGUGAUGAACUCUGUGUUGAGGGUGAUAGUUGAGAACAUGCUUUAUCCGAUUACAAUCGACGUUCUGUACUUGAUUUUUUCAAAGUUUGGUCGAGUGAUGAAAAUUGUAACGUUCUACAAGAAUGGUCAAUUCCAUGCUCUCAUUCAGUAUCCAGAUGCCGACACAGCCAGUGCAGCAUUGGUGGCACUUAAUGGUCAGAAUGUUUGGAAUGGAUGUUGUAUGCUCAAGAUUGAUUAUUCUAAUCUUACAAAAUUGGAAGUGCGACAAGACAGCGACAGAGCAAGGGACUUCACCAAGGAAACGCCAGAAAACUAUUUGUCUCACGAUCCGGUAGCUGCUGCCACUUUACAGCUGUCGAAGUCAAAGGAGAUGAAAGAACGAGCUGCAUGUAUGUCAUCUGCCGUCUAUCAGCAGCAACAGCAGCUACAACAACCGGGUGCCAUUCCCGCACUGAUGAACAACAUGAGCACGCUACCGGGCUCCGCCGUAAUGCCCCAAUAUUCGACCGCACUGCUGAAUGCCGGUACUAACACGAAUCCUUUCGUCAUGUCGGGCAUCAAUCCUCUCGGCAUGUCGGCCGUCAACCCCCUCGGCGUGGCAGGCAUCAGUCCUCUUGUUCUACCGGGUGUCAACCCUCUUGCGUUGCCGGGUGUCAACCCCCUCGGGUUGGGAAUGCACGGCGUAGGCCCGAUGGGAAUGCCGGGUGUCAACUCUCUCGGGAUGACGGCAGUCGGCGGAUUCGGGAUGACGCAGGCAGGAUGUGUGAUCAUCGUUUCGAAUCUCGAAGAAAGAAGGGUCACGCCCGACAGCCUCUUUACACUCUUUGGAGUGUAUGGUGACGUGUUGAGAGUCAAGAUUAUGUACAACAAGAGGGAUACGGCAUUGGUACAGUUUACUGAGGCAGCGCAGGCUCAUCUUGCUAUUCAGUAUUUGAAUGGGAAGGUUCUGUAUGACAAGCCGAUGCGGAUCAAUUUGUCGAAGCAUGCAUUUGUACAGUUGCCACGUGAUGUUUCGGAGGAAGAGUCCCAUCUAACCCAAGACUACACAGAAUCAAAGCUACACCGAUACAACCAUCCCAGCUCUCACAAUGCAAGAAACGUCUUUCCUCCCAGUCCCACUCUACAUUUAUCAAACAUCUGUGUGGGAGUGACGGAAGCGCAGGUGAGAGGAGUGUUCACAGAUGCCGGGUUUACUGUCAUCAACUUUCAGUGGUUCAGGAUGAGGGACGAUACAACAAAGAGAGACCAACGACAAAUGGCGCUAAUAGAGCUCGUCUCUCUCGAGCAAGCCAUGGAGGCCGUCAUCGCUUUGCAUAACUUUGAGAUGAAUGAUGGUAACCAUCUGAGGGUGACGUUUGCCAAGAAUCCUACCAUCACACCAAAGGUGUGAACGACAGGGAGUCGUUUUGACAUGGAAGUUUGAUUAGUGGUUCACACAUAUGUGGGUGCCCGUGUGUGGUAGAGUGUCGGACGUGUGUGUGUCUGUGUGUGUGGGUAGGUUUUCUGAAUGUUGACAAUUGGUUUACAUAGAAGUGUUACAGAGAGAUGA
Molecule: messenger RNA, 2345 nt
Organism: Corticium candelabrum
Lineage: Eukaryota; Metazoa; Porifera; Homoscleromorpha; Homosclerophorida; Plakinidae
Product: polypyrimidine tract-binding protein 3-like
Exons: 25
Coding region: 87-2186 (699 amino acids)
Biological process (GO): regulation of RNA splicing
Cellular component (GO): nucleus
Molecular function (GO): mRNA binding
Source: RefSeq, a predicted model, not a curated record